AUGACAACCCGUAGAGCAUUUGCCCGCCAGGAGGAGUCUAAACUCCAAUUGGCUUUACAGGAACUAAAAGUAAGUAAGGAUUUGUGUGCUCAACUGCAUAGUGAAAGAGAGGAAAAUGAAAAAGAAUUAUUGACAGUAUUAAAAAGUAAUGACAAGUUAAAAGCUUCAUUGACACGGUUACAUAUAGAUUAUAGUGAUCUUUCAGAGGAGAGAGACAGAUUAAAAUCAAUAGUAGUUAGUUUUGAUGAGUGUGCGGUGGAGUAUGAACAGGCACUGAAGCGGAUCACCACACUGGAGUGCGAGCUGCGAGAUGCACAAAAAUAUAUCUCUGAGCUGGAAGAGAGUGCCCAUCAAGCAACAGCACUGCACACUCAUAGCUUGUUCGAAGAGUUAGUUGAGAAUGCUCCAGAGUUGGUUGAUGUUACAAUUGAAAACCCGGUAACUAUAGAUCUUACAAAUGAUACCUUACCAGCACAACGGUUAGACAAUUGUAGCAACAAUAAACUAAAAAAGUACAUAAAAGUAAAUAAAUUAAUAAAGAAAACAAAAAAGAUAUUAAGUAAAAACAAAUGUAUUUCCAAAAUAUAUAAAAAUAACAGUUCACUAUUGUCAAAAUUUAAUGUUUGUAAAUUAGAAUUGGAAAAUAUAAGCCAGAGAUAUGAGUCUGACACACAAUUAUUAGAAUUACACAUAGCCCAGUUGCAAACUUCCUUAAGAAGUAUUACUGCAAAGUAUGAAAGUAGUGAGAAAAUGUUAAAUGAGUACCAACUGGAGAUGGAUGAACUACUAAAGUUAUCUAAGUAUAACUCUGAAAGAUUUGACUCACUCACAAACAAUUGUAUAUGUGAAUGUAAACAACUGAGUUCUCCACCCCCGGUCAAUACUCCCCCAUUUCAGGGAAUAUUGUGUGACAGGACUGAUCUCUCUACUGUUGAUAGUUCCCUCCAACAUGGAAACACAUAUAUGUACAGUGAUGAAAUUGGAAGGAAUAUGGGCACCUAUUUAUACUCACAAUUUGAUACAAAAGUAUCAAACAGCUGUUUACCAAAUUGCUGUCUUUCUGAAAUUAUUUCACAAAUUCAUAAAGACAGCAAAAAUUUCAAUAUACAAAGGCUAUUGAUAAAGCUUUUUGAAAAGCUCAGAAAAUUGUAUGGUAGUUCAGAAAGUAUACUAGAAGCUCGCAGUUUCGUAGCUUUCAGUGGUCAAACGGACUUAUAUUGGAUGGAAUUAAAAAACAGUUGCCAGGAAAUAUCUACUGAUUUUUUCACUUUUUCUUCAAUAUUUACAUGCGGAAAUAUUCGAAGU
Messenger RNA from Brenthis ino (lesser marbled fritillary), 1305 nucleotides. NCBI's taxonomy places the organism in Eukaryota, Metazoa, Arthropoda, Insecta, Lepidoptera, Nymphalidae. The record is from the annotation of a GenBank genome assembly.